Messenger RNA from Wasmannia auropunctata (little fire ant), 3697 nucleotides. Its product is annotated as DIS3-like exonuclease 2. Gene Ontology annotation, cellular component: exosome (RNase complex); P-body. The record is from RefSeq and is a predicted model, not a curated record. Gene Ontology annotation, biological process: mRNA catabolic process; miRNA catabolic process. Bases 461 to 3643 code for a protein of 1060 amino acids. The transcript is spliced from 9 exons. Lineage: Eukaryota; Metazoa; Arthropoda; Insecta; Hymenoptera; Formicidae. Gene Ontology annotation, molecular function: 3'-5'-RNA exonuclease activity; RNA binding.
AUGGGACAUUAGACAUGACUUAAAUCACGUGGACCUACAUACAUGUAGACGGCUAAACGAUUUCAUUCCCCCACCAAUCCCUCGUCACGGCUCGUUUCGGCCGCUCGACCUAACCAAAAUUUUUGCCGCUCAUCCCGAUCUAAUCUAACGGCCCGUGUAUUUACCUUUUUUGUUUUCCACCCCCUUCAAAGUGACCCGAGGCCGGCGACAGGCGGCACAUGACGUUCGCGAAAUUUUCGGCACAGUCGGAGAUUCCCAGUUGGACUCGCGGUGGGCCACUUUUAUCUCUUGACACAUACGUAGAAAGCACAAGCUUCCUAUCUGUGAUCUGUUCGUUUGUAAUCUGUAUCUUUUUUUUUCUUUUUUAAUCCGCGAUUGUGUUCCGCGUUAAGAUAGAUAUACACGGUUGUGAGCUUAUACACUCAUCGUCGCCGAUAGCACACAAGGUUCAGUCGCAAUCAUGCGCAAGCUGAGGAAUCCGAAAGCCACGAAGUCCGCGAAGAAGACUCCGGAUGAAUCUCACUGCAGGCAUCACGGUAACGUGGACAAAAAUGAGCAGAAACGCUGCGUCCGGAGAGCGACGAAUCUCUUGCACUCCUUGACGGGCGAAACGUUCGACUCCCGUUACGACGAACUGACGGAGCUUACUGGGCAGCUCGCAGCUGACCUCAGGAUCUCCAAGAGCCUCCAGUUCAGAAGGAGGAAGGCAAGGUGCACCGUGACGGGUAAAACCGACGAGCAAGCCGCGUCGAGCCUCUCACAGGAUGUGCAAGAUAAGCUUGCGAACAUCCCUCAGGAGUCCCAGGUCGUCUCGGAAGCGUUGGAAGAGGAGAACACGAAGAACGCUGUCCCACAGAGAUGUAAAAAUUCUGCUAGAGAGAAAGGGAAAGGCGACACAACGAUGGUGUCAGCUAGCGACAAAGAAGAAUGCAGGGCGAAGUAUUUCGUUACAAAUCAGGCCAACACUCAGCCUGAUAACAAGAAAAGACACUCGAAAUUAACGAGGAAAAAUAAAAGUAAGGCGGAAGGGGAAAAUAAAUCGAGUACAGGGAAUGUAUUCAAAGAGAAUGUACCAGAUAAAAUCGAGGAGCAAGCCGCAUCAAGUCUCAUGGAUGUGCAAGAUGGCACGACGCAGCUUGCAAACACCUCUCAGGAGUCUCAGGUCGUCUCGAGGUCGAAAGCGUUGGAAGAAGAGAACGCGAGGAACGCCACCCCACAGAAAUGUAAAAAUUCUCUUAGAGAGAAAGGCGACACAAGGAUGGUGUCAGCUGGCGGCAAAGAAGAAUGCAAGACGAAGAAUUUUGUUACGAAUCAGGCCGACGCUCAACGUGAUAACAAAGAAAGACACUCGAAAUUAACGAAGAAAAAUUCGAAUAGGGGGGAAGCGGAAACUAAAUCGAGUACAGGGAAUGUACUGAAGGAGAACUGUAGCCAAGAAAUAAUAAGGAACGACGCAAGGAAAAAGAAUACAGAUAAAGCAGGCAAAAAGACAUUUACAAGAUUUUUCGAAAAUCAUAUACCAGUGCCGAAAAUGAUGAAUAUUUUAAAAAGGCCAAAUGGCGUACAAUACGUGAAAGGGAAUCUCCGUAUAAAUCCGUUUGCUCAAAAAUAUGCUUAUUUAAGGUUGAAUAAUGAGGAGCGCGACUUACUGAUCAUUGGUUCACAGAGUAGAAAUCGUGCUUUUGAAGGGGAUUUAGUUGUGGCAUGCGUGAAUCCCGAACAUCUUUGGCGCAACUGUACCGAUGGGGAAUUACAGAAGACCGGUCACGUCGUUUGUAUAUUAGAGAAAGUACACUCGAGAAAAGCGGUCGGAUAUUUAAAGCGGCAAGAGUCGCGUCUGCUGUUCUAUCCAAAGGAUCAGAGGAUACCGUUGGUUGAGAUACUUCUUGAGUCAGUGCCAGCUUUAUAUUUCGAACAGCCGGAACUUUGCAAGAAUACAAUGUUUUUUGUUAAUAUCGACUUGUGGGAGCGACCGUAUGCAUUCGGGCGGAUUAUUUCGGUAGUGGGUAAAUGUGGCGAAAUAGAUACGGAAUUAAACGCAAUAAUACUGGAAAAUAAUUUAGACGUAUCUCCGUAUCAAGAAUCGCUAUUGGAAGGCCUCCCAGACAGCGAUUACAUUUUAACGGACGCCGAUAUAGAAGGUAGAGAAGAGUGGAGGCACGAGUGCAUCUUCACGAUAGAUCCUGUAACAGCUGUUGAUAUAGACGACGCCUUAUCAUGCAAAGUCUUGGGCAACGGGAACUACGAAAUCGGUGUGCAUAUAUCAGACGUCACUCACUACUUGGAAUUUUUCUCUCCGCUCGAUAUGGAAGUUCUGAAACGAGCUACCACCGUUUACUUGCCGCACAUGACUUCGCAUAUGCUACCGGAGAAACUGUGUAAAGUUUGUUCCUUGCUGCCCGGUAAAGAUAAACUGGCCUUUUCCGUGAUCUGGGAAAUAACGCCAGACGCCGAAAUUGUGAAACAUCGUUUCGCGAGGACUGUGGUAAGGUCGUGUUGUCAAAUGUCCUACGACUCGGCUCAGGCCAUGAUCGACGAUCCGAACAAGUCUUGGCCCGAGGAUUUCCUCGACAUAAAAGGAGACUAUACGGCGUCGUUGUUGUCCGACAAAGUGAACAAGUUAUUCAAGUUGUCCACCCAGUUGCGAGACAAACGAUUUGUUAACGGCGCGCUCAGGUUGGACAAGCCAAAGUUACAGAUACACAUCGAUCCCAAGCUCAGUCGAGAAUGCGGGAUCCCGAUACCCGUAAACUACUGUGUAUACGAAAGGAUUGACAGCAACAGUCUUAUAGAAGAAUUUAUGCUGCUGGCAAAUAUAACAGUCGCCGCACAAUUGCACAGUGCAUUUCCCAAAACGGCUUUAUUGCGUAUUCAUAAAGAUCCGUCCAAGAAGUGUCUCGAUACGGUUCAAAAUACGCUGCAAAAUUAUGGAAUUCAUUUGAAUGUUGAAACAGCUGGGGCCUUACAGGCCAGCAUCAGUCGCUACGAAAACAAUUCUGCCACGAUCAAUUCUAUGAAACAUAUUAUGAUGGUUAUCGUAAAUUUGUGUUCAAAGACUAUGAUACGUGCAGAAUAUAUAUGCGCGUCUACCACUUCGCGGUACAAUUUAAAGCACUAUGCGUUAAACGUACCUCUUUACACGCACUUUACGUCCCCCAUUCGAAGGUAUUCCGAUUGCAUAGUUCACCGUUUGCUCGGUGCGACGCUCGAAAAUAAACCUUUACCGGAAAAAUGGACGGUCAAGCUGUGCUCCAAGAUUGCAGCCAAUUGCAAUACGAAGAAGUAUAGUGCGAAACUAGCUCAGGAACAGAGCACGGAGGUGUUCUUUGCGUACAUGGUAGGCCUCGCGGGCGGCUUUGAAGCGGUAGCCACUGUGGUGUACGUGAAGGGAGACUGUAUAGAUGCUAUUCUCUGUGAUAUCGGCAUAAGAAUAAAAGUAAAUUUCAAGGACAUAGAAAACAUUGCCACAUCCAAGUUUUCCGAGGAUCAUGUACCAACUUUGACUAUCAAUUGGGUGAAACCUCCUAUUGUACAGGUAAUCAAUUUGUUUAGUUUGGUGAAUGUACACGUAAUGAAAAUUAGUGAAGAAUUGCGCUUAAAAGCAACUCUUAUACCGCCACCACAACAGUCGACAGAGAUUUAGAACAUUUUCAAUCAGAUGAGAAUUUUUUUUUAACAAUUUAUGAAUAUUCAUGUA